Pungitius pungitius (ninespine stickleback) is the source of this 1498-nucleotide messenger RNA. Its product is annotated as oocyte zinc finger protein XlCOF6-like. Bases 111 to 1145 code for a protein of 344 amino acids. The record is from RefSeq and is a predicted model, not a curated record. The transcript has 5 exons. Gene Ontology annotation, biological process: regulation of transcription by RNA polymerase II. Gene Ontology annotation, molecular function: DNA-binding transcription factor activity, RNA polymerase II-specific. NCBI's taxonomy places the organism in Eukaryota, Metazoa, Chordata, Actinopteri, Perciformes, Gasterosteidae. Gene Ontology annotation, cellular component: nucleus.
AUAUCUCCGUGAUCGGCAGCACUCAUAUCACGUGAUGUGGGAACAAGACUCACUGCGGCUUCAUUUCGGCGGACGUUUCGUACGCUCCAUGUGGCUUAUUACGCAGAAGCAUGGAAAUGAUGAAGAUCGAGAAAGUCGUUGUUGGGAAGGAGAGGAGACCCACCACAGAGGAGAUAAAGUACGAGCCUGUGGUCGCCCCACUACAAUCCUAUCAGCAUGAGAGUCUGCAAUGUUUUCAGUGCUUCAUCACUUUCUGUAACUCUAAAGCCAAGGAGAGACACAUGAGGAAGAGUCAUCGGGACCAGUACAAACAGCACCUGCAGCAGACUGAUACAGUCUUCACUUGCUACAAGUGUGACAAGAGCUUCUCCUACUCUGAGGAGCUUAGCCAGCACCAGGCCAGCCACAGUACAGAGGAGAAGCCCUUCCUUUGUGCCUACUGCCAGAAAAACUUCUUCACCUUUACUGAGCUGAACAAACACCGGCGACACGAGUGCAUAGAACGACGAUGUCCCUGCAGGGAUUGUGGCGCACUGUUCCCCAGCCCUUCACGCCUUCGCAACCAUCGUUUGGCUGUGCACCCACAGAACCCCAUGGUUGCUGAUGACAGCAACACCCACCAAUGUUGCAAAUGUAGUUACAGUUUCAAGACAGAAGAAGAGCUUCUGCAGCACCAAGAGAAAUUUUUCAAUGAUAUAAACUGUGGUGUUAAGCCGCAAGGCAAAAAACGUGGCCGUAAACCUAAGAGUGCAGCUCAAGGGGGGAUGCUAGAGACUAAGAAGAUCAAACAAGAAGAGGAAGUAGGGUACGAUGACUCUACAACAGAGGGUUGUCCCUCCAAUGACCUGGAACCAGAGCUCAGCAUCCCUUGUUCUGAAGCAAACUGUGACCUCAUAUUCCCCUCUGUUACAACCCUACGGUCACACAAAAGGGAAGUACAUGGAUCUAACCUUGGCAAUGCUCACGCAUGCACAGAGUGUGACGAGAGCUACGCUCAGCCUAAGCAGCUCAAUGCACACGUAGCCAGUGACCACCACUCUGGAUACACCUGCCUCAUCUGUGAAAAGAGCUUUGCAGAAGAGAGCGCCCUGAAGAUCCACCAGAACACCCACACUGGAGAAGAGGUGGCAGUAGAAACAGGAUAAUAUAUGGGGAAAAGACUGUAACUUCCUCCUACAUCAUUCACAUAAAUUAUUAUCUGAGUGUUUAGCACCAUAAUCUGUUUAUUGUAGGCAGAAGAGUUUUUGAAGCAAAGUUAUGCAACACAUGACUUGAAGGUUGAAAGAUGUUCUACACUUAAAAAUAAAACUGUACAGAUCUAUACAUAAUUGUGAUUAAUAUCCACCAUAAGCUCAUGAUACACAGCCCUUGCUGUCCACAUUACCUCUAUUGUAUCUGGAAUGUUUUUUUAUUCAUGAAGAAUUUGUUUUAUAUUUUCAGGAUAUACACAUAAGUGUGUCAUUUACACAGAAAAUAUUAGUCCUUAGCAUCAUAGAAU